Monomorium pharaonis (pharaoh ant) is the source of this 485-nucleotide messenger RNA. Its product is annotated as peroxynitrite isomerase THAP4-like. The record is from RefSeq and is a predicted model, not a curated record. Lineage: Eukaryota; Metazoa; Arthropoda; Insecta; Hymenoptera; Formicidae. The coding region runs from base 1 to 378 and encodes 125 amino acids. The transcript is spliced from 3 exons.
AUGCUUUGCUGCGUUGCAGUAAAUUGUAGCAACAGGUCCGAAAAAGGUUGGAAAUUAUUCAGGUUCCCGGUAAGUGAUCGGCGAGUAAAGUGGGUGCAAAAUAUACGACGCGGAAAUAAUUGGACACCAACUGAGGCUUCGCGUUUGUGUGAAAAACAUUUUGAAAAUUCACAAUUUGAAAGACAUCGAUCCGAUGGUCUGAGAAAGUUGAAACCAAAUGCCAUCCCAACAUUAUUUGACGUACCAAAUCCGCCACCCAUGAUCGAUCCAUCUCCGCGGAAAUCACUGUAUAAAAAUCCUGAAAAAAAUGCUGCUUUCGCCAAUUCGGAAGCAGCGAGGCUUGCCAAACCUGAACAGGAGGUAAAUUUUGAGAAUUAAUCUGCAUUAAUAUUACGAAGAAUUUGGUUCAUGUUUCGGAAAAAAUCAUUUGUAUUAAAAUAUUUUAGAAAUUGACAAAUGCCGAAUAUAAAAAUAUGCCGAGAAAA